AUGGCGGCCGGGGGGAUGGCGCGGGCACAGCGCGGGGCUGAGGAGGAGGAGGAGCGCGCCGCCGGGGACAGCUGGGACAGCGGCUCCGGAUCCUACACCGACGACUCGGAUGACCCGGAGCCCGAGUGGACGAGCAGCGUGCGGAGGAACGGCGAGCUGUUCUACGUGGAGCUGAGCGGCAGCGAGGCCGAGAGCAGCCUCCCGGAGGCCCCUGCGGCCGACCACCCGCGCUCCCACGGGGACCAGGCCCGGGGUCCCCGCGGGGCGGCCGGCGACGGAGGGAGGCCCCGCGGGCCCCUGCGACGGUGGGCCGAAAUCUUCCGACCCAAGAGCCCCCGGCCCCACCGCAAAGACGUCCGCGUGGCCGUCGACGUGGGCCCCGGGGCCGCCCCGGGACCCCUGGAGGGGCUGACCCUUGGGGCCGGGGGGCCGGAGGGCGGCGGAGGCCCGCUGGUGGUCCGGGGCCUGCACCCCGGAUGGCCGGCGGGGAAAACCCAGCGGGUCCUGAUCGGGGAUGUUCUCGUCUCCAUAAACGACGUCGACGUCAACUCGGAGAAUUUAGAGCGGAUUCUCUCUCACAUCCCCAGACCGGCACAGGUGAAGCUGACCUUCGAGACGCCCGCCCCGGGGCCCGAGGAGACCAUUCCCGAAAAGAAGCGGGCGGCCCAGCAGUCGGGGCGGUGGGGUUCGGCCAGACUGUUGGGGGGAGAAGAGGAGCCGGACGAAGCGAUCCUCCUCAGGACCCCUCACAUUGUCAUGUACCUCACCCUGCAGCUGGGCUCGGACACGGCGAAAGAAGAGCAAGAAAUCCUCUACUAUUAUCCAGACACUGAAGCGUCUCAGAAACUCAAAAGCGUCAGGGGAAUAUUCCUCACCCUCUCUGACAUGUUGGAAAACGUAACCCAGACCCUCGUUACCAGCUCAUCCCUGAUUUUAAGUGGGAAAUUAGUCCACGUGACCUACUGGAAGGAAUCCGGAAGAUUACUGAUAAUCGGCCUCCCGGACGAAAAAGCUCCUCUUCCUCAGCUGAAGAACAUGAUGAACGCCGUAGUCCAGACCUUGAAGUUUAUGUACGGCUCCUUAGACAGCGCCUUCUGCCCCGAGGAGAACGUCCCGAGCCUGGACCACCUUUUCCACCUGUUCUUCCAGGGAGCCGUCCUCGGCGAUCGUCACCGCGGCCCGGCCCUGCUGAACGACCUGCCGGGAGCCCACUGGCUCCCCUUGCCACAGGAAGUCAAGAUGGAAAUCGACACGGAGCUGAGCGAGCUGGAGGCCGCUGAUUUCGGGGAGCUUUCUGAAGAUUAUUACGACAUGAGACGGCUCUAUAUGAUAUUGGGAUCCGCCCUCUUUUACAAGGGCUACUUGAUAGGCAGCCACCUGCCCCAGGAGGACCUGGUCGCCGUGGCCGGCUACUGUCGUCUGUGGCGGCUCCUCUUGCUGUCGGCGACCCGGAGGAUCAGCCGGCUGGUCAUCUGGAGGGAAAUCUUCCGUCCCCGCCACUUCCCGGACGCCUCCGCCGAAGCUUCCCGGGAGCCCGAGGCCCGCCGCUUCUUGCUCGUCGUCGGCCUGGACCACUUCUUGCUGUGCGUCGUGCUGGAGGCGGGGGGCUGCGGGACCCCCGGGCCCGACCCCGUCUACGUGGACCAGGCCCGAGCCGGCCUGAGGCGGCUGAGACGACUGGCGGACCCUCCCUCGCGCCCCGCCGGCGACGGCCCCGACCCCCGGCAGCGGGAGCUGCCCAAGGGCGGAAAAAAGAAACCCACGCUCCCAAAUCCCUUCCAGCCGGGAAUCCCGAAGAAGGUCCUUCCGGAGAGGGAGACGGAAAUCUCCAGAACGACGAGGCUGACCUCCGGACCCGCGGACACCCUCUUCCAUUACGUUUUGCUGGAAACCACGCAAGGCGUGUUCGUCGCCUCGACGUCGGAAGAGACGCCCCAUCUGGGAAGCGCCGUGACUCCUCAGCUGAUGACAAAUUUUUCCCGGUGCACCAUCUCCAUCCAUUCCCUCUUCCAGGAGUCCCUGAGGCGGCAGAAGGCGGACGCCGUCGACGCCAGGGCCGACGCAGAUGCCACCGGUGCCGGUCCCCGUCUGGACGCGGUGCGGGAGCACGGAGUGUUGUUUGAGUGCCCGCCCCCAGACUGGCCCGAUCCGAAGAAACCGCCCCCCGUCGCGUCCUACUGGGUGGUCGGGAGGCUCCUGAGACACCCCCGCCCUCAAGAACUGUACGUCUGCUUUCACGAGUCGGUGCCCGAAAUUGCCGUCGAGGUGGCUUUUAAGCUCUCCUUCGGGUUGACGCUUUAGACGUCCCUCCUCCCCGGACGUUUCAGCGGCACCGAGGGGCCGGCGCGGACCCCCGAAAGGAGCGGGGUCCGGGGUCCUCCGACCCGCCGAACACGGGCCGACGCGUCGCGGGAGGCUUCAUCUUAGAGCUGGCGGGAAUCGUCCUAAUCGUGUUACAAAAAAGCCCCCCGGUCACCGUAAGAUCCUUUUUUUUAUAAAAGAUUUGGGGUAAAAUCCAAAAAA
Messenger RNA from Tachyglossus aculeatus (Australian echidna), 2523 nucleotides. RefSeq names its product inturned planar cell polarity protein (gene INTU). The coding region runs from base 1 to 2301 and encodes 766 amino acids. Gene Ontology annotation, cellular component: cytoplasm; cilium. Gene Ontology annotation, biological process: nervous system development; establishment of planar polarity; cilium assembly. Gene Ontology annotation, molecular function: protein binding. NCBI's taxonomy places the organism in Eukaryota, Metazoa, Chordata, Mammalia, Monotremata, Tachyglossidae. The transcript is spliced from 16 exons. The record is from RefSeq and is a predicted model, not a curated record.